This is a messenger RNA of Manduca sexta (tobacco hornworm), 1666 nucleotides long. RefSeq lists its product as uncharacterized. Bases 255 to 803 code for a protein of 182 amino acids. The transcript has a single exon. The record is from RefSeq and is a predicted model, not a curated record. Lineage: Eukaryota; Metazoa; Arthropoda; Insecta; Lepidoptera; Sphingidae.
AAGGCAUUGAGUAUAAAGGAUAUCAAAAACUGUACAAGAAUUAUCCUUCAAACCUAAGUUUAAAUGCAAAUUAAUAAUAUACAUUGUAACUUAAAGAACAAGAUAAAAUUUUAUGGUAUUUCCUUUACAUAAAACAAAAUUAUUCGCAGAAUUAACACUGAAGCGAUAACUGAUAACCUCUGUGAUUCACGUACAUAUAUAAAUAAGUUGAGAAGAUGAAUCAUUGGCAUAAGUAAACAAGGAUUUGUAGCAAAAUGUUCUUUGUGGUUCUAUGUUCGGUUUUGCUGGGUACAGUUGCAGCCCAUACGUGGGAACAGGACUCGUAUCCCGAUGAACAAAUUCAGUACAAUUCACCUUCUUUAAACCGAAACUACGACAAAAUCUUGAAUAAAUUCAAUAAGGACGUGAGUAAAUAUAAUCGCCACAUUGCCAAGCUCCAACGUAAAUUAGAGAAAAAGCGGAGAGAAUUUCCGAGAACUGGAUCAUCUAUUGUAAUGACAGACACCGAUUACAAAGUGGAUAUGUAUUUUGGUGUAGAACUAAAGGACAUUGAGGUAAAAUCGAAACCAGGCACGCUGAUGAUAAAAGCUAUCUACAAAGACAAAGAUGGAAGGGAUAAGAAUUAUUCGGACGAGCUAUCCUUGCCUUACAACGUGGAUCCAGCUGGGGAAUGGACUUAUUCGCAAGGAGUUCUGAAGAUACACUUCAAGACCAAAAGUGGUCCCGAAAACGCAAUUAUCAUUUCUGAUUCAAAAGUUGACGUAGACAUCGACUCAAACGAGUACGAUGAGGAGUACGAGUAAGCCGAAGCCCAACUCAUGUCCUCAUGGACGAGAGGCGGCUUUAGCUCAUGUGCCGCCCGUGUGCAAGAAGUUACUCGACACCCCCUAGGAGACAAUGUAAAUCUUUAAUAAAUUUGAUAAUAUUAAAUCGAAAGUUAUCGUGUAAAGUAAAGAAGCCGCUCGCCUACCCUAGUACGGAAGCAGGUUGUUUAAGAGCGCCAGUGUCGCGAGCGACGCAUGUCUCUUUGAACAUGUCGCGAGCGGCGCUCGGCCCCCUAACACACUGCGCCCGUGUGCAGCGCAUACCCUGCACAAUAAGUAAAGCCUCCUCUGAUGACGACAAUCAUCAGAUGUACAUAAAAGUGAAGCACUAAAUAAAAGAUUAUGGUUCGUGCCCUAAUGCAAGUUAUGGAACCUGUUGUAAAAUACAACUGGUUGUCUACCUUUAAAACACGGAAAUAUUAAACUGAAUAACUCUUAACUAAAUGAAACUGUUUUUGAUAUGAAUUUAACAUAUAUCAUUAUUUUAUUAUAUUUAAAUAAAUGUGUGUACGUAUGUUCUGUUUUCCAAAACGGCUGGAGUGAUUUAAUAAAUUUAUUGAAGUGGAUUAGCUCAGCGGGUGAUCGCCUUAAGUCUGGUAGCAAUGGGUUCCAAUUAUUUUUCAAGUGAAACUCCUUUAGAAUCGCUGUGAUUUGAAACUAUGAAUCGGAAAUGCGUCACUAUAUUUGAAAAUGGAACAGCGUUCAACCAGCCUGCAUGCUACAUUUUGCAUCCUUUUAUUAAUUUGUUAGUAUGUGUUUAAGCCUGUUUAUUACAAAAUUCUAGUAUAAAGCAACCCUGUUAUUUGUGUAUUUUUAAUCUCACUAAUAAAUUAUUUUUGCAA